Phaedon cochleariae (mustard beetle) is the source of this 1723-nucleotide messenger RNA. The record is from the annotation of a GenBank genome assembly. Lineage: Eukaryota; Metazoa; Arthropoda; Insecta; Coleoptera; Chrysomelidae.
GAGUAGUGCACGAAAUCGCGGAAAACCUUGUGAAAAUGGAAAUGAAAAACCGAAUGGAAAACCCUAGUGCCGUACCGUUGACCGGCGAACGGAACGUCAGUGAAACCGCUCACGAAAAUCCUAGCAUAGGAAAGAAACUCCGGAGGUAUUUCCGGGAUUAUUGUGAAGGAUCUAGCCUCAUUGGUUUCAGAUAUUUGGGAGAAAAGAGAUCUAGAGGAGAGAGGAUUCUAUGGUUCCUAAUAAUAUUGCUAUCCAUAGUACUAUCGAUUUACUACGUCGUGGAAAUAUACAACAAAUACAUAGAAAACCCAUUUAUAGUUAAUUUGGCAACCAGGGAGUCACAUAUAUUCACGAUUCCAUUUCCUGCUGUCACUAUUUGUCCGACAGUCAAGACAGUGAAAAAAUAUUUCAACUUUACUGGUGCUAUUCACCGACUGUAUGAUAAUAAAAACAUCACAGAUGAAGAUAUGCGCUAUACCCAGUAUUUCUCUUUGCUCUGCAACACCCUCGAUGAUUCAUACAUGGAUUUGCUGCCUCCUAACAAAACAUUCACAGAUGAUUUUUUUGAUUCACUGGAUUACUUGAACCCGUCCUUCAGUGACGUAUUUGCUGUGUGCCGGUUUAUGGGAAAGGAUGAAGACUGCCGGGAUUUGUUCGUUCCUAUCGUAGUAGAUGAAGGUAUCUGUUAUACUUUCAAUAUGCUGAAUAAGGAAGACAUCUACAAAGACGAUGUGUAUUAUUAUUCGGAUUAUCUCCAGAAUAUGGAUCAUACCAAUUGGACUAUCAAUGACGGAUACCCCAAAGGUACUGGACAAAAUGUUUAUCCUAGAAGGGCUUUGCUGUCAGGGGCUGAUAAUGCAUUGGAGAUUUAUUUGUUACAAGGAACCUUAGAAACUGAUUAUCUCUGUUUGCAAGAUACAAAAGGCUUUUCGGUACUUCUCCACUCACCUCAUACGAUACCACAACUGAAGAAGAACUUUUUUUCCGUACCUCUUGACACGGCAGUUCAGGCCAUAGUAAAACCGGGCAUGAUGACGACAUCGAAAGAAGUGAAAAACUAUAAAACCAAGGACCGCAAAUGUUACUUCACUGAUGAGAGAUUUCUGAAAUAUUUCGAAAUAUAUACCCCGGAAAAUUGCCAAUUGGAAUGUUUAACGAAUCAAACGCUGGAAAUGUGUAAUUGUGUGAAUUAUUUCAUGCCAAGGCAUAACACUACAAAUAUUUGUGGCAACGUGAUGACUGAUUGCAUGGAGAAAGCUGAAUUUUUGAUGAAAACAAGAGAAAUAGAGAGUCAAUUGUCAGAGGACUACCCAACUCCGAAUAGUUGCAAUUGCAUGCCGAUAUGUACGUCAUUAUCGUAUCAAUCAGAAACUUCGAGAACACCGUUUCCAUGGAAGAAUAUAUUCAGAGCUGAGAAAAAUAUGGCAAAAUUCCUUGCACCAUUAGAAAUAGAAAAGAGAAUGCAUUUUUCGAGACUGAACAUAUACUUCGGUUCAGACGUGUUCCUUCAGAUGGAAAGGACAGAGUUGUAUGGCUUCUUCGACUUGAUGUCCAACAUUGGAGGUAUUCUUGGACUGUUCAACGGAUUCGCGUUAUUGUCCAUUGUCGAAAUAGUUUACUACAUCUCCGUUCGUCUGUGGUGUAAUUACCAACUGCACAAUGACAUAUUGGAAAGCUAGAAUCAUAGGAAAUGACUAUAAGAGUAUUUAGAGCACUUUGUGCU